Molecule: messenger RNA, 1010 nt
Organism: Drosophila persimilis
Lineage: Eukaryota; Metazoa; Arthropoda; Insecta; Diptera; Drosophilidae
Product: heparan sulfate 2-O-sulfotransferase pipe
Exons: 3
Cellular component (GO): membrane
Molecular function (GO): sulfotransferase activity
Source: RefSeq, a predicted model, not a curated record
CUCAACCAUCUGAGCGCAACGAGGCUGAACAAUACUCGUAACGCUGAUAUCGAUGUUCUGUUCUUCAAUCGCGCCGCCAAAGUAGGCAGCGAGGCUAUGCUGGAGCUGUUGCAAGCUCUGGAAAACUAUCACGAUGAUUUAACCCUUGACAGAACGGGUCUCUCAAAACCCACUUCCCGUCAGUUGAAGAAAAACGACCAGCGUGACAUGGCUGAAUAUGUCGCUGACCUGGAAGAGGGCUCCAUUUACAUAGAGCACAUCAACUGGAUAGACUUUGACGAGUUCGAUCAGCCCAAACCGAUCUAUAUAAACAUGGUGCGGGAUCCGGUGGAACGGGUCAUCAGCUGGUUCUUCUACGCACGCGGUUCCUAUAAGAAUGCAAUCGAGUACCGGAAAAAGCCUAAUUUGAAGAUAAAGAAGGAGUCGUGGUAUAAGAAAAACUUUAAUGAAUGUGUCAAGAGCGGGGAUCCGGAAUGUCAGUAUAUACCCCAUACGGUCAAGGAUGCCGUGCCCAAUUUUAAAAGACAAACCCUGUUCUAUUGUGGUCAUCACGAUGAUUGUAUUCCCUUCAAUUCGCCGACUGCCGUGCAAAUGGCCAAGGAGCAUGUGGAACGGGACUAUGCAGUCGUGGGAAGCUGGGAGGACACGAACAUUACAUUGACCGUCCUCGAGCGCUAUAUACCGCGAUUCUUUCGCGGCGCCAAGCUGAUGUACGAGAUGAACAAUAACAAGAUCGUCAAUCGGAACAAGAACAAACGAAAGCCGUUCAUAGAGCCCGAGGUGAAGGCUAUGAUACGCAGGAAUUUCACGAAUGAGUACGAGUUCUACUACUUCUGCAAGCAGCGUCUGUACAAGCAGUACUUGGCCCUCAACCUCAACGAGCUGGAAAGGCAUGGUCUUCUGAAUUAGUUGAGAGAAUUAACUGGGAGGCUAGACUAGACGUUAGCUGGUGAUAUACAAAUACUUUCGAACAAAUUUCCACUUAAAUAAACAGUAGAUACUUUAGACUA